CUCAUGAGAACCUAUAUGUGCCCCAGCAUGCACAUGUUGCCAAGGCGCGCAAACGGUGUGUAUCCCCGCCCGCCUCUUGUCCUCCUCCUCCAUACCGUGCUCGGAUACAAAACCUCGCCCGACCGUCAACGAGGUAGCCCACCGCACCCAUCCCCUCCGCCAUGAGGUACCUCCACCUCGCUGUCCUCCCUGCGACGGUGGUCGCCGCGUCGCAGAACAUCCUCUACAGCCCAAACAGCUACUCCUUCAAUCCCUUGAAGCACCUGUCCGGCAUCGCUCCCUACUUCUCCGCGCAGGACCCAGGACUCACCCCCAAGCCGCCUCAGGGCUGCAACGUGACGGGCGCGGCGUACCUCGUACGACAUGCGGCAAUCUACGCCAACGACUUCGACUACGAGUCGUACAUCGAGCCAUUCGUCGACAAGCUCGAGAACACGAGCGAUGUCGACUGGACUACGACGUCUGGCACCGCGGCGCCACUUGCUUUCCUGAGCAACUGGAAGAGUCCCAUUGAGGACCCUGACCUCGAGCAGCUCACGAAGAUCGGCGUUCUGGAGAGCAUGAGCCUGGGUAUCGAGCUUGCUCGUCGAUAUCCCGCUCUUGCUCCUCCCAAGAAAGUCUGGACUAGCACGGCCGAGCGUACCGUCUUGAGCGCGAAGAGCCUCAUCACCGGGCUCGACCGCUACUCCAACCAAACAGAGCUCGUGCAGGUCCCCGAAGGCGAAGAGGAUGGCGCCGACUCCUUGACGCCGUACAAGGCCUGCCCAGCAUACAGCUCCAGCCGCGGCGCAGAGCAGUCCUCCGCGUUCCGGGACAAAUACACCAAGCCCAUCGUCGCGCGCCUUCAGGCCACCGUCCCAGGCUUCAACUGGACCUCCGAGGACGUGUACGGCAUGCAGCAGCUCUGCGGCUAUGAGAGCGUCAUCCGCGGCGAGUCGCACUUCUGCAGCCUCGACCUCUUCAAGCCGAACGAGUGGCUCGCCUUCGAGUACGCCAACGACCUCAUGUACUUCCACAACACCGGCUACGGCAACGCGCUGAGCGGGACCAUCGGCUACCCCUGGCUCAACGCGAGCGCGCAGGCGCUCCUGAACGGCGACGCCCUCCACGUCUCCUUCACGCACCGCGAGCUGCCGCCCACCGUCCUCGUCGCGCUCGGGCUCUUCAACAACACGGCCUUCAGCGGCGGCGACAACCAGAACGCGACAAUGCCCACCGACACGAUCAACCACCGCCGCGCGUGGCGCAGCAGCAGCAUGCUCACCUUCCUCACCAACAUCGCCAUCGAGAAGCUGAGCUGCAGCAGCUACGGCUACGACGGCUCGGAGUUCUACCGCGUCCUCGUCAACGACAGCCCGCAGCCGCUGCAGGACUGCGACGAUGGUCCGGGGGAGAGCUGUGCGCGGGACUCGUUCGAGAGCUGGGUCGCUGAGAGGGGGCAGCUCUUCGGGGGCUUCUCAGACGCUUGUGGUGUGGACUACGACAAUUCGACCAACACCUUGACGAUCUAUGACCAGUAGAAAAUGGGACGAUCCCUCACGAACUUUGUACUCAUAUUAUUUGUCAGUCUUUCCAGAUCCGCAUACCUCAUCUUGUACGAGUAGAUAUAGGGCUCGUCGAUAUCGCUCGGACCACAUCGCUUUGUAUGUAUACCCCCAGCAAAAGGUCAUAUCGUAUUUUGGUGAUAUUUGACGAUGAAGUGCGCACUGCAUCCUGCAGACCUCCGCCAUUGAGC
Messenger RNA from Schizophyllum commune H4-8, 1735 nucleotides. RefSeq names its product phosphoglycerate mutase-like protein. Gene Ontology annotation, molecular function: acid phosphatase activity. Gene Ontology annotation, cellular component: fungal-type cell wall. The transcript has a single exon. NCBI's taxonomy places the organism in Eukaryota, Fungi, Basidiomycota, Agaricomycetes, Agaricales, Schizophyllaceae. The record is from RefSeq and is a predicted model, not a curated record. The coding region runs from base 162 to 1520 and encodes 452 amino acids.